Dipodomys spectabilis (banner-tailed kangaroo rat) is the source of this 1439-nucleotide messenger RNA. It is a transcript of the gene Dlx1, whose product is annotated as distal-less homeobox 1. NCBI's taxonomy places the organism in Eukaryota, Metazoa, Chordata, Mammalia, Rodentia, Heteromyidae. Gene Ontology annotation, biological process: negative regulation of transcription by RNA polymerase II; embryo development; cell differentiation. The transcript has 3 exons. Bases 549 to 1316 code for a protein of 255 amino acids. Gene Ontology annotation, molecular function: RNA polymerase II cis-regulatory region sequence-specific DNA binding; DNA-binding transcription factor activity, RNA polymerase II-specific. The record is from RefSeq and is a predicted model, not a curated record.
AGGUGUUGGGGGCGGGCGAAGGGUGGGUACAGUAGUGGGGAGGGCCACCGCGCGGAGCGGCUGGUUGGUUUCCGGAAAGGAAAGCGUACAAGGGAGGCGGGGAGGCUGAAGAUCUGGGCCUCGGAGGUCCCAGCGCGGAUGCUCAACCCGUUGUGCGUCUCGCACCGCGCGCUCUCUCGCAGAGGAGCCCCGGCCGGGAAGUGUGGACCCGUCUCUCCCCAGGCCCGGUCGAGUUGCCCGCUCUAGUCCAGCGGAGCCGGAGCGUCUCGGACCAAUCCCCGGUGAUUAUGCAAGACAGCCGACCAAUCAGCUCCUCCAGCUCAUGAAUAUUUAUGACCUUGGCUAAGUCAAAGCUUUGAACCGAGUUUGGGGAGCUCGGCAGCAUCAUGCUUAGACUUUUCAAAGAGACAAACUCCAUUUUCUUAUGAAUGGAAAGUGAAAACCCCUGUUCCGCUUAAAUUGGGUUCCUUCCUGUCCUGAGAAACAUAGAGACCCCCAAAAGGGAAGCAGAGGAGAGAAAGACCCACACCCAGACCCCGCGAGAAGAGAUGACCAUGACCACCAUGCCAGAAAGUCUCAACAGCCCCGUGUCGGGCAAGGCGGUGUUUAUGGAGUUUGGGCCGCCCAACCAGCAAAUGUCUCCUUCUCCCAUGUCCCACGGGCACUACUCCAUGCACUGUUUACACUCGGCGGGCCAUUCGCAGCCCGACGGUGCCUACAGCUCGGCCUCUUCCUUCUCCCGACCGCUGGGCUACCCCUACGUCAACUCGGUCAGCAGCCACGCGUCCAGCCCCUACAUCAGUUCGGUGCAGUCCUACCCCGGCAGCGCCAGCCUCGCCCAGAGCCGCCUGGAGGACCCAGGGGCGGACUCCGAGAAGAGCACCGUGGUGGAAGGCGGCGAAGUACGCUUCAAUGGCAAGGGAAAAAAGAUCCGCAAACCCAGGACAAUAUAUUCCAGUUUGCAGUUGCAGGCUUUGAACCGAAGGUUCCAGCAAACUCAGUACCUAGCUCUGCCUGAGAGGGCGGAGCUCGCGGCCUCGCUGGGACUCACACAGACUCAGGUCAAGAUCUGGUUCCAGAACAAGCGCUCCAAGUUCAAGAAGCUGAUGAAGCAAGGCGGGGCCACUCUGGAGGGUAGCGCCCUGGCCAACGGCCGGGCGCUGUCUGCAGGAUCUCCACCGGUGCCGCCAGGCUGGAACCCUAACUCUUCAUCCGCAAAGGGCUCAGGCAGCAGCGCGGGUUCCUACAUCCCCAGCUAUACGUCGUGGUACCCUUCAGCGCACCAAGAAGCUAUGCAGCAGCCGCAGCUCAUGUGAGGUUGCCAGCCUGCACCUACCCAUCUCCUACCCGUCUCCUUUGCUCCAGGCCCCUCCUGCCUCCAGGUCCAUCUACCCUGUCCGCGUGCCCUGGCCUGGGAGAGGAAGGGCUCAGAGGGAACA